CCGCACCACCGCAUUCUUGCCUCCUCUCCCGCUUUCGGGUAGUCUUCUUCGCCCUUCUCUCCGCCUCCUUUGAAUCUGGAUCUCGAAGAGCCGUAGAUCGCGGGGAGAAAUCGUUCUGCCUCGCGGUCGCCGGGUUCUGAAGGCGAUCAGAGUUGGAUCUUGCUUCCGAUUCGUCUCGGGAGGGUCAGAUCUGAUAUCCUAAACUCGAUUUAGGAAGGAAUGCGAUUGAAGCUACGCUAGAAUUGCUACUGUUGUCAUCUCAACCACCUUGAGGAACUAUUGGCUGUGUAGUUCAGAAUUAUCGCUUCCAUAAUAGCUACUUUUUCAAUGCCAAAGAACGGGAUGAUUGAAUGCAACAACUGCGGCUCCAAAUUGGUUGCACCGAGUCCUAGAUCUGUAUCAAGAGCAUAUCAUAAGCACAGGAGCCAAGUGUCAUCCAAACACAGAGCUCUCAACUUCUUUCUUGUUGUUGGUGAUUGCAUCUUAGUUGGCCUUCAGCCUAUAUUAGUUUAUAUGUCCAAGGUGAAUGGGAAGUUCAACUUUAGUCCAAUCAGUGUGAACUUUUUGACAGAAGUUGCCAAAGUUCUCUUUGCAAUCACCAUGUUAAUUAUCCAGGCUAGAAAGCAGAAGGUUGGAGAGAAACCCCUUUUAUCAAUUUCCACGUUUGUACAGGCAGCUCGGAAUAAUGUUCUUUUGGCUGUACCUGCUCUUCUGUAUGCAAUUAACAACUACUUAAAAUUUAUCAUGCAGUUAUACUUCAAUCCUGCAACUGUGAAAAUGAUGAGUAACCUGAAGGUCUUGGUGAUUGCUAUCCUACUAAAGGUCAUAAUGCAAAGACGUUUUUCCAUAAUUCAGUGGGAAGCUCUUGCACUUUUGUUGAUUGGGAUAAGUGUAAAUCAGCUUAAGUCAUUCCCUGAGGGAUCCACAGCUCUGGCUCUUCCAGUUACAAUGAUUGCUUAUGUCUAUACCUUAAUUUUUGUUACGGUUCCCUCAUUGGCUUCCGUGUACAAUGAAUAUGCUUUGAAGAGUCAGUUUGAUACAAGUAUCUAUCUACAGAAUUUGUUUUUGUAUGGCUAUGGUGCAAUAUUCAACUUUUUGGGCAUUAUAGGAACUGCCAUCUUUAAAGGGCCUAGUAGCUUCAAUAUCCUUGAAGGGCACUCAAGAGCGACAAUGUUUUUGAUAUGCAACAAUGCAGCGCAGGGCAUAUUGUCAUCAUUCUUUUUUAAGUAUGCUGACACCAUCUUGAAGAAGUAUUCAUCUACUGUUGCUACAAUUUUUACCGGGAUUGCAUCUGCUGCUUUAUUUGGCCAUACAUUGACCAUGAAUUUUAUCUUGGGGAUUUCAAUAGUCUUUAUUUCAAUGCAUCAGUUCUUUUCUCCCAUGGCCAAAAUCAAAGAUGAGGCGCCAGUUGGAUCAUUAGAGAUGGUGGAACCUCAACGUGCCAGGUUGAAAGAUGAUUCUUUUGCGAACAUGGCUGCUGGUGCUGCUGAAGAUGCUGCUCAUCACGUUGGACACGAUGAGAGACAACCACUUUUGCCCAUAUAAUGUUUCUUUGAGGUAUCUUUUGAGUUCUUUUUUGUUAACUUUAGACACAGAGGAGCCACCAACAGAGAAUAUAACUAUCCAAAAGUGGGGAAAAGGAAUUCUUGAUCCACGACCGUCAUAUCUUCUCUGUGAUCAAUGUUUUGUUUGAGCAAAAGAGGAAAGUAGCAGCCAUUACUUGAAAUUGCAGAGGAUGGUAUUAAAGAAAUUGUACAGGUGGAUCCAAACAUCAAUUAAUGGUGUAAUUUUCAAUAACUAGACUUCCCUAGAAAUCAUUUUCCAUAAACCUCACAGGUCUCUCAUUAUUCUGUAUUGCAUUCCCUCUCUAGGCAUUUUGAUAUUUCGUUCCUUACCUUAUUUCUCUAUUUGUUCAAUAAAAUAAUGAUUCAUGUUAAA
Molecule: messenger RNA, 1938 nt
Organism: Zingiber officinale
Lineage: Eukaryota; Viridiplantae; Streptophyta; Magnoliopsida; Zingiberales; Zingiberaceae
Product: CMP-sialic acid transporter 5-like
Exons: 16
Coding region: 328-1545 (405 amino acids)
Biological process (GO): pyrimidine nucleotide-sugar transmembrane transport
Cellular component (GO): Golgi membrane
Molecular function (GO): pyrimidine nucleotide-sugar transmembrane transporter activity
Source: RefSeq, a predicted model, not a curated record